CUACAUUUCCCACAAUCCCCUCGCACCAUUCAUUGCUAUGCGACGCUGCAGACCGUACACAGAGUGAGACUGCUGAUUUUGGGCUAAUAUAUUUAUUUAAUGUAAACCUUAAAGCCUCGAAAGUGGGUCAUACAGGAACUCGAACCUUCUGUAACGAUGACUGUAGAGCGCUAGACGUCAAAUUGAAAACAAAACAAAGAAAACAAACGCGAGGAAACGAAAAGGCUAAGCUAAGCUAACCCAUAAACACAGGGGAGAGCGGGGGCUGUGAGGUCGCCGUUAAAUCCGCGAACCUCUCCCGCGCGCCGGGCAUGGCUUCAGAAGACCACAGCAUGUCUUUCCUGCAAUACGAGCUGGCCUCCACCAUUGAGCAGGCGGUGCGCUGUGCUGUUGAGACGGUGCUCCGGGAAACGGCGCGGGUGGUGAGCGCCAGGCUGACGGCGGCGCGGGACGCAGCGGCUGAAUCCCGCCGAGAGAACCGUAGCCUGCGGGAGAGGCUGGAGGCGAGCGAGGGCGAGCUAAAGGCCGUGCGCUACUACGUGUCCGCCGCCGAGAAGAACAUUAAACAGUGCCUUCUGCUCGACCAGAGGCGGGCUGGAGCCGAGGACUCGUCUGCGGCCACCUUCACCUCUUGCGAGGGAGGCCUUCUCCAGCUCCAGCGCGGCAGGUCCCUGAGGACCGCAGCGGCACGGAGUCACGGAGCUAAAGUCGUACCGAGUGUGGGGCUCUGUCUGCCCACAGUGCAGGGCGAUUGGCCGCGGAGGAGUGUGAGGACAGCGGCGGGGAAGGAGGCCACAGGUUCACGACGACCAGUGGAGACGGAAUCUGUGAUGGAGACUACAGGAGAAGAAGUGGAGGAGUUUUACAUCACGGAGGAGGGUUUAGCUGAUAAAGAUUAUAAAGCCUCUGCCAGUGCAGUGCAGGAUUUUGGGAGCGUUCAGGAAGAGCAGCAAGUGGCAGGCCCAUCCUCAAAAGCCCUCGAUGACCCAUCCGUUGUUGACAAGUUCGAGUUUGAGAUUGGCGCUCCUGUGGGUGGUGUUACAGAACUGGGUAUCAUUCAAGUGAUGGAUGGGAGCGAGGUCAAACAGAGCACUGUCAAAAUCGAAGAUGAACCUGAAUCGCCACCUGUAGAGCUUCCAUCGUCAGACCCAGCGGCAGCAUCCUCAUCAUUAUCGGUGACCACCACACACGCUCAGCCCCAUAUAAGUGAAGGUGAAGCCCUGCUCGGUUUGAUGCCACCCAUAGAGGGUGACAUCACCCUAACAAGUCCAGCAGAGGUCCAGAGGGACAGCGCUGACAAAGUACACCGCUGUAAUGUUUGUGGCCGAGGCUUCCGGCGCUUCUACUGCCUGAAGACGCACCAGCGCAUCCAUACAGGCGAGCGACCGUACCCAUGCCGCUACUGCGAGAAACGUUUCCGUCACCUGGACAGUCUGCAUAAGCACCAGCGCAUCCACACGGGCGAGAGGCCGUAUCGCUGUGCGCUCUGUGGCUGCUGCUUCCGUGAGCUGGGCCAGCUCAAGAAGCACCGCCUUAAACACUCACCAACUGGCGGGGGAGCUAAUAUGGCCCCCACGGCCCCCCACCCCACCCUCUCUCUCCUACCAGCCGGAGCCUCUUAUGUCUGGCCACAUCUUAACUCCCAGUCCAUGGACUCCGUCUGAGCAUCAGAGCCUGAUGGAGUGAAAAGAACAAGUUUGUUACAAGAAGAGUGCCUGAGAGUUUGAAAAGACAUACUACUGCAACAGUAUAGAAGCAUUAAUAGUGUAAGGGAACAUGUACAUGAAUAUUUAAUGUUGCGUUGUGAACAUCAAUUGACACUUUGCAGAAAUUACAUACAUAAUUACAGUACUGUUCAAAUGUCACAGACCACUAUUAUUAUUUAUUUAAUUUCCAGUUAAAUCAGCCAUUAGAAAAAUGAUUCAAGAUUUCAGAAAUAAGACCUGCAAUAGGAAGGGAAACAUGAGAGGUUGCUGCCUUCUGCUCAACAAUGUUGAUGCCAAAAUGCUGGUUAAUGGCUUUAUUUAUUGAGCUGGUUUGAAGGUCUCCUUGUUAAUUAGCUCAAUCAGCUUCAGUUCAUUCAAAACUCAGCAGCCAGAGUCCUCACUUUGACCAAGCGCACUGCACACAACACUCUCAUCCUCCGUUAGCUUCACUCGUUACCAGUUUUCUCAUGUAUCAAGUACAAACUUCUCCUUCAUUGUGUCAACCCUACAAACCUUAGUGAGCUCCUUCAUCCAUACUGUCCCUCUUGUUUCCUCAGAUCUUCUGGGAAUGGAGUUCUUGCAGUCCCAUUCAUGAGACUCUUAACAGUGGGAGGCAGGACUUUCAGGGCUACUGCUCCCAAACUUUGGAACUCUCUACCAGAAUGUCUUUGUGACUGCUCCACCCUCCCUUCGUUUAAAGUUCAACUUAAAACCUUCCUCUUCACUGCUCGCUAUGCUUCUUUGUCAAAGUGUUAGGUCUUGUUUUCCUUCUCUCUGUAAAACGUACUUUGGUUUGUGAAAGGCGCUAUUUAAAUUGAACUUAUUAUUAUUAUUAUUAGUAGUAGUAGAAGUAGUAGUAGUAUUAUUAUUAGUAUUAUUAAGUAGAAACUGCAACCAGCUUGUAAUACUGAACUUUGGAAAAACUAAAAUUGAGCCUCCUUAAAGAACAAAAGCUGUAAUAAAGCUGAAGCAUGAAUAAUUACAUUUAUUUGGUUAAUGUAAUUCUCUGGGUAAAUUAAUGCUAAGUGUAUAUUUUAUACUUUUUCUUGACACUGAAAAAGGAAUUUGAACUUAAGGGCCAUUUUGACUGGAAAUGAACUAAACCAAGGGUGGUCUCUGACUUUUGUGCAGUACUGUACGUAUACAUAAAUACAAGUACAACAGGUCUGCUGUGUAGAGGGAAAGUUAGAGAGCUGUAUGGAUGAGGACAGGUGUUUUUAAGUGCACCAAACAGUUCAAAAUGGAGCAUCAUCUAUUGUGAAAACCAUGAAGUGCGUCUGGUUUGUGGCAGCCUAAACAUUUCUGAAUUAAUCUCUUCAUAAACUGUGCUGAUUGUUCAGUCCAGCAGAAUGUCAGUUUAACUGCUGUGUCAAGUGUUAUGAGAUGCUUUUUCCCCAUGUAAGCUGCACUGUGAGCUGCUGAGCUUUUGUUGCUGGUCUGAGUUUGUUUGCCACAGAAAACGUGUACACGAUAUGAAAAUAUUAAAGUUCUGUUGAUAACCACUGA
Pygocentrus nattereri (red-bellied piranha) is the source of this 3212-nucleotide messenger RNA. RefSeq names its product transcriptional repressor scratch 1. The coding region runs from base 312 to 1664 and encodes 450 amino acids. Gene Ontology annotation, cellular component: nucleus. The record is from RefSeq and is a predicted model, not a curated record. NCBI's taxonomy places the organism in Eukaryota, Metazoa, Chordata, Actinopteri, Characiformes, Serrasalmidae. The transcript has 2 exons.